Molecule: messenger RNA, 2819 nt
Organism: Belonocnema kinseyi
Lineage: Eukaryota; Metazoa; Arthropoda; Insecta; Hymenoptera; Cynipidae
Exons: 3
Coding region: 726-1097 (123 amino acids)
Source: RefSeq, a predicted model, not a curated record
UAUUCCGGGAAGUUAUUUUUCUUCUCUUUCUUUUACUAUUGUUUUCAUCUAAAAUUGUAUAUCUUCGUAUUUUAUGCAAAUUCUUCGCUUUUAAUUAAAUUUCCGACACUCGUAUUCCGUUCCGUAAACGGAACACGAAACCGAGCGACGCCCUCAACAUUCGCAAAGGUAGGGAUGUACGGGGCAGUCGCUGCACCCCUCCGUCCACGAGACGAUUGGCCGAGAGAACCGGUCCAAUUGACGGCCGGACCGCCUCUCGGCCACCGCAAAUAAAAAGGGAUGCGUACAGGCGAGAGUACGCACUCUUACUCCAGCAACCAGUCGGAUAACCUCCGUCCCCUGGAAGCUGCCGGCCUUGUUUUGUAUUAGUUCUUUUCUUGAGUAAACGAGUGCUUUACAAUCAAAAGACAAUUCCCAGUUUAUUUUUAUUCCCAGUCACCUUGCUUCCCCAGUAUCCUGCAAACUCCUUAUCAACCUCCAAGUCAUCCUGACUCCUCUACCAUCUCUCUCUCCCUCUCUCUCUUAUCUUCAGGGGCCGGUAAGCUCUUGCAGCUCCGUCUUCCCCGAACUCUUUUCUCUCUCUCUUCCCUUCAGUGGCCGACACGCUUGAAAACAGCUUCGUCUUUUCCGACAUCUUUCUCUUGAACUUCAGGGGCCGAAAGAUUUCAUUAUACGAAAUUCAGCAAUCUCCAUUGAUCAGGAUCCUGGAUUUAACGAAAAUAAAGAUGCAUGUCGGCGCUCCUCUCCUCACUCUAGCGAUUUUCUUCAGUUUUAUUGAAUUAAGUUCACAGCAAAAUGAGCCCACUCUUACGCCAGACAGUAUGACUCUACACGAUACCCUGGGCAUCUAUUACAGUAUUACUAAUAAAAUAGAUAUACUGAUAAUUGACGGACACAAUGAAGAUACUUUCGGGCUACUACACGAGGAGACUGGUAAACUGGUUUGUGCAUUAGAACUAGAUAGCGAAGAUCAAGUAUGGGUGCGUAAAUUAAUGACAGACGAGGGGCAAGUUACGGCGGACGAGAGCAAAACCUAUCCCUGGACUCAAGGUGACACUGAUUUAUAUAAUCUCAAGUUUGACGCAAUCCUUUCGUAAAAGAAUAUUUGACAUUUCUCACUGUACAUUUAUUUUUAUAUCGACACCCGCCCUCGCUCAAAGAGAAACCAAUAUUUCCUUUUUUCCCACUGUGAUAUAAUACAAGUUAAUGAAAUCACUGUUGAUCAAUAUUGUUUUCUGGUUUUGGUAUAAUUUUAUAGUAGUGAAAAAGGACAUAUUGGUUUAUUACUCACACUGAUCACUAGUUACACGGAAGUAAUUUUGGUGAAACAACAGCGCCACCUACAGUAGAGCAGUUGUGCGUAGGCUUGGCACAGUUCUUAUACCGAUUUUGGCGCAUUGGAUGCUUCAAACUAGGUCUCGCAAAUAGAGCCUGUGGUAUUGACGCGCAUGCGUGAAUAAUCGCUUUUUAUUAGCUCUGAUUGACGCAUGCGCAAAAUUGCACCUGACCAUCUUAGCUAAACGGCGCAGCAAGUAUUCCAAACGAAUGAAUAACAUUCGUUCCAACGAUUACCACAACUGGGGAGCUAGUAGGUACCUGCAACUGCUGUCGAGAAAUUAUUUCCGUGCGCUAAGUUAUUGAAUUUUUUGUUAAAGGCCAUGUAAUGAGUGUACCAGUGGAAAUUUUUUUUCGGGAAGUAUUAAUAAAUAGUCGCUGCGAUAGCGCUGCUCUGACACAUGAUAGGUAUUUCAGGACAAAUUUGUUUAUUUGCAUUUCAAGUGCAAACAUUCGUUUUUCUAUUAUUUCUGCACAAUGUUCUUGAGCGAUUUUUGUGGUUUUGCCGCAGGAUCCUUGCAGGAUUUUACAGCACGGUCGGUAUUUCUCCAAAAUAGUGAUUAAAAAAAAAAACUUUUCUCAUCAUUCUCAUCAUUUAGGACCAGAGACACUUUUCUUAGUGACCUUUAUUUAGUUUGCCAAAUUUUCAACACGAUAUCUCAUCUUGUGCGGAUGUAAGUUGGAAAACAAGAAGACCGAUAUAGCUUCCAGUUUAAUUUUCCUCGAAAUUUGUUGUUGCAAAAUUUCCAUCCGAACAAAGCAGAUGCAUGUACUUUAUUUCCUUCUCUUUUAUUUGCCAAACUUUCAUAGCGAUCCCUGAUUUCGUUUACACGUAAGUUGGGAAUGAAAAAUUGAUGUCCAGUUUUAGUCACGUUAACCUCUCGUUACAUGGCCUUAAAUAAUAGCAUUCGGACAUUAUUUUGUAUUGAUUUUCUUGUAAAUUACUUCACUACUCUUAAAACAAAAAUUUUCUAUAAUUCGGUUUAUAUUGCGCAAUUAAUAUCUGAAGUAAGUUUUCACUCUUCCAAACUCAUUUAAAAUUAAGCAAUACAAAAUAACUUCCUGAGAAAAUCAAAAUCUAUAGAUUAAACCUGAUUUCUAAAUUAUUAUAAAAAGUUGGAAAUUUGCUCUAGAAAUUGAUUACACACAAAGCACGGAAUUAUAUAAACAAUUGAAAAUUAUUGGAAUUUUUUUUAUUGUACUGUUCCUGUUAUUCAUAAAUCAAAAGUGUAUUUUUUACUUAGAGCAUUUUCUGAUCUAACGAAUUUAAUUUCAAUAUAAACAAAUUUUUAUGUUAAAUCAUGUAAAAACGACUUUUUUCAAUUUAGAUUGGAUUUAACUUGUCUUCGAGUGUAUAAUUGCAAGUAGGAAUAAUUUAGGUGCAAAUUAGUUUAAACAUUUUUAUUCGAUUGGCCUGAAAAAUAAUAUUUUGUAAUAAACAAAAUUUACUUGUCGAUUGAAGAAAUAAACGGAUUUAAUAUGAC